Aureobasidium namibiae CBS 147.97 is the source of this 915-nucleotide messenger RNA. RefSeq lists its product as uncharacterized. NCBI's taxonomy places the organism in Eukaryota, Fungi, Ascomycota, Dothideomycetes, Dothideales, Saccotheciaceae. The transcript has 4 exons. The record is from RefSeq and is a predicted model, not a curated record. Bases 1 to 915 code for a protein of 304 amino acids.
AUGACAGCUCCUGUAUAUUUCCUGUCGCACGGAACGGCAUUCCUCCUCCAGAACGAUUCUCGUGUAAGAGAUUACUGGCGGAAGAUCGGUCAAGAGGCGCUUGAUAAUGGCUGCAAGGGAGUCAUCAUGAUGGCAGCUCAUUGGAAUGUCAACGGUGACAAUCAGAUCAGAGUUGCCAUGAAGCCUGAGCCUGGCAUGAUGCCAUUGACCAAUGCUCACCCUGAUAUAUGGAAAAAUUCCAAGCCAAACACCGACAUACAGAUUGGCAAACGAGCUGAUGAGACAAUUGAUUGGAUGAUCGAUUCCGAGAUAGCUCUUGUGGGCAUGUUCGGAGACAAAUGCCCACCGACAGUCAUCAUUUCUCAAAACUCCUAUUGGGACCCUUGGUUUCACGCUCGCAUGGGCGCUGCCGUUCGGUCACUUCGACACGAGGGUUAUCUGCUCAUUAGUUCGGGAGGUGGUACACACAAUCUCUAUCGUACCGAAUGGCAUUACGCUCUGAAGUACAGAGACGUCUUUGCCAACAUGGAGGACUUCUACCACAGCGUUCGUGAUGAUCCAGACCAUUCUGUUCUUGCUCCUGCCAUAUGGAGCAGAUGCACGCCUCAUCUCCCAGAGAGCACGGAGACCUCGAAGCUGAUUCCGGUGCCUCGACCGAAUCCAUUGCCUUCUGUCUCGAUAUCAAGCAUGGGUUUGAUCGACAAAAUUAUCACUCCUCGAUGUGGUCUUGUCGAGGUCAAGAAUCCGUGGGUAACCGGUGAGGAGCUAAGUAAUGGCUUGGGAGUGUUUCUUGGAACAUUCAGGGGUCGACUAUGUCUAAGUGCUACCUACGAUGACGCUUGGCAUGACAAGGCAGAGGUUCUGGACUUUCUCGAUCGUUGCAUAGCUAUCGUUGUACAGUCGGUCCCGACUUGA